GCCCAGUGCCAAGCCCCGCCCCGAGCUGUCGGAGCCCAUGGCGCCUGCGACGGGGCGCUGGGCCCCCGGCCUGUGGCGGGCGUGCAACUGGCUCAUGGCCGCGUUCUUCGCGCUGGCGGCCUUGGUGCAGGUAAAUGAUCCGGAUGCAGAAAUAUGGAUGGUGGUGUACCUGAUGCCUGCGGUGCUGAGCCUACUUGUGGGACUUAACCCUCUCGUCACGGGCAACUUCAUCUGGAAGAGUGUCUCUGCAAUACACAUAUUGCUUUGUAUGGCGUGGGCUGGCAGCUUGGCGGGCCACCUCUGGCUUCACUCCCAACAGAACAUCCUACAUGAGGAAGAAGGCAGGGAGCUGUUUGGUCUGGUGAUUAUCACAGUAUGGAUGGGCCUGUGUCACAGUUCAUCAAAGAAUCCAGCUGGUGGAAGAAUUCAGCUGGCUGUUGCCAUUAUAAUCGCUCUCCUCCCGUUUAUCUCUUGGGUCUACAUCUACAUAAACAAGGAGAUGAGGUCCUCCUGGCCAACUCACUGCAAGACAGUAAUUUAAAUCAAGUCAAGAAUCCUCUUCUUCAAAUGAGUAUUGUCAUUCAAUUGUUUAUAAACAUGGUUGUAACAAGCCGAUUUCCUAGGAGUUUAUUUUGCUAAUUUGAGCUAAUAUUAGUGGUGAUUAAAAAAAAAUCCUAAGAACUUUCUGAGGAUGCCUAUGACACAGCAUGGGUUUGCACGGGUCUGGUAAGAGAUGGGGGUCUGACAUUCAGUUGUGUCACAGUGUAGUAGAAAAGGCCCAGGAUGAAAGUUCGGAAAUAUGAAUUCUAACUCAGCUUCUCACUACCUAUAUGACUUGGGCAAAUAUGUGAACCUCCUGGUGGAUGUCUUCAUCUGUAAAAUAGGAUUAAUGCCAGAUCUCCUACUUGCUUGUGCAGUUGCAAGGAUUAGCCUGGAGGAUAUGCAAGCACUCCAAAAAUACCAAGUGCUUAUAAGGGGCUACACGUGAUUAAAACAGAGGAAAGCAGGGUUUGGUGGUAGGGUAGAUACUGAAAGGGCUCAAGAAAUGGCUAUGCGCCUGCACUGAACUCACUAUAUGGGACCAGCGCAGUGCCAUUAACUAAAUGAGGACGCCAAGUGAAUGCGUGUGUCUUAGAAAGAAAGGAGGGUUAGGUAGAACAAAGGAAUUUGGGACCAAAAGGAAAGAGGGAAUAUCAACUACAUUGUAAAUUUAAAAUAAGACCAAAAUCUGUACACACUUUUAAAAAAUGAGUGUCAAAGGUAACCUGGGGGAGACCAAAGUCAUAACCUACAGUACCAUAACCGUGAUGCCUACACACACACACGACAUGGGAAUGUCACUACGGUGCAUACUGUAUGACAUGAUAACAUAACCAUAACAUGUUGCAUUGAGCACCUGAAAUGUGGCCAGAUCGAGGAAGUACAAUCCUACUUUUUUUGUUUUAAUUUUAAAACAUGUCAGUUCAAUCAUUAGAAAACUUAUGUGUUUGGAACGACUGGAUGUGUGAAUCUACUUCUUUAACUGCAAGUUUUAUAUCUAAAUACAGAUCAAGUAUUUCCAGUGAAAAUGUAAUGUCCCAUGCGUGGGUUGUUAAGUAUAAAAUACAUACUGGAUUUUAAAGACACAGUACAAAAAGAAUGUAAAAUAUUCUUAUAUUGAUUAUAUGUUGAAAUGAUAUUUUAGAUAAUAUGUGAGUUAAUAUAAAAUAUAUCAUUAAAAUUAAUUAUCUGUUUCUA
Molecule: messenger RNA, 1737 nt
Organism: Ailuropoda melanoleuca (giant panda)
Lineage: Eukaryota; Metazoa; Chordata; Mammalia; Carnivora; Ursidae
Gene: TMEM220
Product: transmembrane protein 220
Exons: 6
Coding region: 38-541 (167 amino acids)
Source: RefSeq, a predicted model, not a curated record